This is a messenger RNA of Melampsora larici-populina 98AG31, 510 nucleotides long. RefSeq lists its product as uncharacterized. Gene Ontology annotation, molecular function: protein binding; mannosyltransferase activity. The record is from RefSeq and is a predicted model, not a curated record. The annotation marks the transcript as partial. NCBI's taxonomy places the organism in Eukaryota, Fungi, Basidiomycota, Pucciniomycetes, Pucciniales, Melampsoraceae. Gene Ontology annotation, cellular component: endoplasmic reticulum. Gene Ontology annotation, biological process: protein O-linked glycosylation via mannose. The transcript has 3 exons.
GCAAGUCCCACUUCUUCACCUCCAUCAUCACAAGAUCCACUGGAAGAUGAAAGUCAAAAAUUAAUAGACUCAGCUUCUUUACUCUUAGAAAAAGGUGAUAUAGAAGGAGCCAAAGACCUAUAUGAAAAGAGUAUUUCAAUCAAACCAACUUCAACUUCUUAUUAUAAUUUAGGUAUCACUUUAUAUCAAUUAAAAAAAUUACCUGAAGCCAUUAAAGUUUGGGAAACCUCAUUAAAUCUUAAUCCAUCAUCUGAUGUACAUACCAAUUUAGCAUCUGCUUAUAUCUUAUCAGAACCACCUCAACCUCAAAAAGCUCUUUAUCAUUUAAAACAAGCUGUUGAAUUAGAUCCUACAGAUGGAGAAAUCAGAUUCAAUUUGGCUGCUGUUAAUGAAGCUAAUAAUCAUUUACAAGAUGCUUUGGCUGAGUAUCAACAUGCUCGUCGAUUGGGUAUCAAAAGAGCAGAUCAAAAUAUCAGGAAUGUAUGUCUAACUCUCAAUCUCUCUCUCUGA